Hypoxylon fragiforme is the source of this 1440-nucleotide messenger RNA. Its product is annotated as velvet factor-domain-containing protein. The coding region runs from base 1 to 1440 and encodes 479 amino acids. Lineage: Eukaryota; Fungi; Ascomycota; Sordariomycetes; Xylariales; Hypoxylaceae. The record is from RefSeq and is a predicted model, not a curated record. The transcript has 3 exons.
AUGGCAAAUGCCAUGGUUCCUCAAGCAGAACCCAAAAUGUACGCUCGUGAGCAGCGCAUCACUAAGGGUGGCAGGCAUCUAUGGUACCAAUUAGAGGUUCUGCAACAGCCUGAACGUGCGAGAGCAUGUGGCUCGGGUCCCAAAUCAUCUGCCGACCGUCGGCCAGUCGAUCCGCCGCCUGUGGUUAUCCUAAGGGUGUUUGAAGGAGAACAUUUCGAGGGGGCCAGAGAUAUCACAUUUGACUACAAUGUCGAUUUCUUCUGUUACGCCUCGCUCGAACAUGCACGGCCUAUGGCUCAUGGAAGGGUGCAAACUCCUGCAGCUACAUCGCCCCCCGUUUUAACUGGAUUCCCGGUAUCGGGAUGCUGCUAUCUCGACCGACCCGAUCCAGCUGGAUACUUCUUAUUUCCGGAUCUGUCUGUUCGUCACGAGGGACGUUAUCGUUUGGUCUUUAGUCUGUAUGAAUUGAUUAAAGAAGAGCAGGAUCAGGAUCGGGAUGCUCCGCAUCAGGACCACGAGGAUGGCCUAGCCGAUUUAAGCCCAGGAAAUGCCAAUCACCGAAUGGACCUGAGAUCGACUGAUUUUAUCGUCUACAGCGCUAAAAAGUUCCCUGGACUGACUGAGAGCACAUCAUUAAGUCGUACGGUUGCCGAGCAGGGCUGCCGCGUGCGUAUUCGACGUGAUGUACGGAUGAGGAGACGUGACACAAAAGCUUCGGCAGCUAGCGAAUACGAUAACAACGCAGAGGACGAGUAUGCGAGAAGACGGAACAGAACACAGACCCCAGAGACUUUCCGCGCCCGAUCAGCGAGUAAUUCAAGUAUAGACCGAGCUAGUUACGCUCCCGAUCACCCACGACGCCCUUCCAAUGCCGAAUACGGUCCGCCGCCUCCACCGUUGUACCAGAACGGCCAGGCUCCUUCGGCUAUGUUGAACUUUGGGCACGGAGGAAAUACUGGGUUUGCUCAGCCUUAUGGCCCAGCACCUUCUUCUAAUCAAUCAACUCCCGUAUCUCCUACAGCACCAAUCUUCCCACAAACUGCCAAUUAUCCACCGCCUCCACCUUCUCCGAGUUAUGCCCCUCCAGGAUAUCCACACUACGAUACUAUGAGUGAUCCGGACCUCAGGAGACGCUCAUCAGCGAGCUACUCGACCAUUUCCUCCAAAGGACCGGCGCCAUACUCGAUGUCUCGAGCUCCUCCCAGGCAACCUACAUCUAUGGGACCUAAUGCCUUCUCUCCCUUCCAUAAUCGCAAACCGCCAUACCUCCAGCCUGAACCUCGAUCUAUGAAGCGUUCUAUCGACGAUCUCACAUCGAGCACGCAAGAAGGCCGUAAUGUGAAUGGCGACCGGCCAUUAAUAGACUAUCCAACUCUCCCCGUGUAUAGACGAGCCGACGGUUCAGAAAAAUUGGCCGUCUUCCCGGACACUGUCGCGUAG